Ananas comosus (pineapple) is the source of this 906-nucleotide messenger RNA. RefSeq names its product transcription initiation factor TFIID subunit 10. Gene Ontology annotation, biological process: transcription initiation at RNA polymerase II promoter. Gene Ontology annotation, molecular function: promoter-specific chromatin binding; RNA polymerase II general transcription initiation factor activity. Gene Ontology annotation, cellular component: SAGA complex; transcription factor TFIID complex; nucleus. The coding region runs from base 302 to 697 and encodes 131 amino acids. The record is from RefSeq and is a predicted model, not a curated record. The transcript has 8 exons. NCBI's taxonomy places the organism in Eukaryota, Viridiplantae, Streptophyta, Magnoliopsida, Poales, Bromeliaceae.
CCUCGUCGCCUCUUCCUCUUCCGCUUCCGCUCCCGCUUCCGCUUCCGCUAUCCAACGAUAGAUCAGUAAUCGAUCGGGUGGUUCUUUACAAACCAGAUCUGAAGACCGGGUGGACCAUCCAAGUGAUUCAAGAGGUCAAGAUCCUCGCAAAAAAAGGUGCAUUUUGAGGGUCUUGACGCUGUGAUCCAAGAGCUUGUUGAUCUAGGGUUUCAGAGGUCCUUUCGCUCUUUCCACCAGCCUACUAUUUAAAUUGGUCCCCAACAGAUUGAGGCCUUUCUUUAGUGAAACGAGUAAAGCCACAAUGAACAACGAAGGAAGGCAGCACGACGAUGAUUCCGCCCUCACGGAGUUCCUCUCUUCCCUCAUGGAUUAUACGCCUACUAUUCCCGAUGAGCUGGUGGAGCACUAUCUUUCUAGGAGCGGCUUCUACUGCCCCGAUUUGCGGCUAACAAGAUUGGUGGCUGUAGCUGCUCAAAAGUUCAUUUCAGAUGUUGCUAGUGAUGCUCUCCAGCAUUGCAAGGCAAGGGUAGCAGCGCCAGUUAAAGAUAAGAGUAAGCAGCCAAAGGAUAAACGCCUUGUCUUGACAAUGGAAGAUCUUUCCAAAGCCCUGCGUGAGUACGGAGUGAACUUGAAACACCAAGAGUAUUUUGCCGACAGCUCCUCAACCGGAAUGGAUCCUGCUUCAAGGGAGGAGUAAGUAACGAUCAAAUCCCUAAAUUAGAUUGAUGCCCUUUGUGUGGAAAGGGGCUUGCGCCUAUGCCUCAGCCGUUUCGGCAUCAUGAUUCAACCAAGUACAGCUUGAUGCAGUAUUAAUUGUUACUUUAGCUUAUAUAUGUUUGCAGAAAAUAGUUUUGUAUCAUUUCGUCAUCUCUUUAGUAUCUAAAUUUUGGAGCAUAUGUUUGUUUA